Messenger RNA from Dromaius novaehollandiae (emu), 6031 nucleotides. It is a transcript of the gene CCDC80, whose product is annotated as coiled-coil domain containing 80. Gene Ontology annotation, cellular component: basement membrane. The transcript has 8 exons. Bases 705 to 3569 code for a protein of 954 amino acids. NCBI's taxonomy places the organism in Eukaryota, Metazoa, Chordata, Aves, Casuariiformes, Dromaiidae. The record is from RefSeq and is a predicted model, not a curated record. Gene Ontology annotation, biological process: extracellular matrix organization; positive regulation of cell-substrate adhesion.
CUUCAUGUGUCAGAGUGGGGAGGAGGCGGGUUCUGCUGAGCUGUUAAAUCCUGAGUGAAGUUUCCCCCAUUUCCAGUGGCCACCGUUGUUAGAGGCUGGUUCGGAGCACGGCUGGGGUUACCCUGACGUUUCUGGGAUCGCAGCCAGACAAGAAGGGAAGGAGAAGAAAAGCCGAGAUUUUUACAAUUUGCUUUUGUCUAAGAGAGCAGAAGGGAGCAAGGGAAGCGUCCUUUUUUUUCAACAUCACAUUCCUGUGUUUUUCUUCAGCCUGGAAAAUAUAUUAAUGCUAGUGCUUUCCUCUCUGGAAACAAAGGAGCUAAACUUGACUGCGGAAGCAAGGAAUGAGAAAGCAGCUUGGGGAAGUUUAAAAGAGAGAGAUUCAGGGCAGCUGGGAGUUCCCUUUUCUUAAAUGAAAUCCCUGCCUGUGUGGGUGACUGGUAGAGAAAAACGCCAGACCUGCAGGUAAAUGGAGAAGCAGAGAUACCAAAGGAGAUUUCCGUUCAUCUCAUCGUGCUUGUCAAGAAGGUGAAGAAGAGAGAAAGUUAAACGGGACAGGGAAACGGACAGACUCUGGAACCUGUUGGAUUGCAUAAAGAUAACUCCCUGAGCAGCAGCAAAGCUGUAUGGCAUUGCUCUCCUUCUAAAAGAAAAAGACUGGAACCACACCUCUGGAAAGGGAACUUCCCUGGGAGUCAGAUUGCACAAUGAACUGGAGAGCAGUUCUCAGCUUCGCCCUGCUAUGGGCAGCAUGGCUAGUGUGCAGCUCUGAGAAGACAGCAAGGCUAGCAGAGAGAGGGAGCCAUGGAGUCAGGAAAGUGCCUCUCACUUACAGGGCUCCAAGCAGCCCCCUGAGAAGGUCUGGAGCAUCCCUGAGGAAUCUGAGCCCGAAUCCCCAACAUCCUGUCACUGGGAGGGAUUCUUCAGCAUCUCCAAAGGCCCCUGCCAAUCUCAUGCAUGAGGAAGUACGUCCGCAGGCCAGGAGCAUGGGGACCAGAACUAGACGGGUACAGAGACUCACGGCUGCAGCCAAGUACUCCAAGUCCGCGAUGAUUAAAGACGAAGGGAUAUCCACUGCGUCCCAGUCACGAGCCGCACGUUUCCCUUCAGGGUCAAGCUCCCCAAAUGUCCUGGCCAGCUUUGCUGGGAAGAACCGAGUCUGGGUCAUUUCUGCUCCUCAUGCCUCUGAGGGCUACUAUCGGCUCAUGAUGAGUCUGCUGAAAAACGAUGUCUACUGCGAACUAGCUGAGAGGCACAUCCAGCAGAUUGUGUUGUUCCAUGAAGACGGAGAAGAAGGGGGGAAAGUCAGAAGGAUAACUAAUGAAGGUAAAAUCCUGGAGCAGCCACUAGAUCCUGCCCUCAUCCCUAAGCUCAUGAGCUUUCUGAAGCUGGAGAAGGGGAAAUUUGGCAUGGUGCUGCUGAAGAAAACUCUACAGGUGGAGGAAAGGUACCCUUAUCCAGUCAGGCUAGAAGCCAUGUAUGAAGUCAUUGAUCAAAGCCCCAUCAGAAAAAUUGAGAAGAUGAGGCAGAAAGGCUUCAUCCAGACUUGCAAAGCAGCUGGGGUGGAGGGGCAAGUGGUUGAGGAAGGCAAUAAUGGGGGCAGCACCCGGCCUACGCCUGGCGGUGGACAAGUCCAGGUGCCAGCAAGGAAGGAGGAGCCAAGGAGGAGCAGUAAUCAGCCAACAAGGACCAAAACAGUGAGGAAACUGAUGACGACCACUGUGGCUCCUCCUCCGCCUACAGUAAGGACCACUACUCUCCCUUCCACUACCACAACUACCCGGGCCACCACACGUGCAGUGGUAACAGCAAGCCAGCCUACAACAACAACCACACCCCUCCCGACCACACAGAGGACCUGGACCACAAAGUCACAUACCACCACAGAGUACCACAGAUUGCCUGUAGCCCCUGAGGCCACCAUACCACGACUAACGGUCUCUGAAGAUUUCUACCCUCCUACAUGGAACGCAAACCGAAAGGACCGGCAGCGCGGCCACCCAGAGAAAAAACAGACAGCCACACGGAGACCAAGCAAAGCUUCCCGCUAUGAGAAUUUCACAGAAGUCCCAACAGCCCCCUCACUGCACCACACAAAGGCAAGCAUGGGUAGAUUUAAAGAUAACCGAACAGACAGGAAGGACUAUAACCACAGGGAUCCAAAUAUCACACCAGGGCAACACAAACCAACUAAGACCAAACCACCAAAAAAGAAGGCCCAAGAAAAGAUACUGAGCAAUGAAUAUGAAGAAAAAUAUGACCCAAGCAAGCCUACUAGUCUCCACUUAGAGGAAGAGAUUGCAGUGGGAAAUAUUCCCCCAAAGAAAGGAAAAGAGUCAAAGAAGCAUGAUCGAAUGGAUAAAUCUGAGAAGAAGAAGGAGAGACCUGACAAACUGCAGAAGAGUGAGAAGCAGUCUAAGAAGGACAAAGCUGAAAAAAAGAGCAAGCAAGACAAAGACCGUAAUAAGAAGAGCAAGAAGGGAAGCAGGACUGAGAAUGAGGAUUUCCCCAAGCCCAACAAGAAACCUUUCUUGCACCCUCCCAGGAAAUCGGUGACAGAUCUGCUGGAGUAUUUUGAAGGCAAAAGGCGUCUCAUUCUGAUCACGACCCCCAAGGCGGACAACACCAUGUAUGUACAGCAGCGAGACGAAUAUCUGGAGAGCUUCUGCAAGAUGGCCACGAGGAAAAUCUCAGUCAUUACAAUUUUCGGCACCAUGAACAACUGCAGCAUGAAAAUUGACCACUUCCAGCUAGAUAACGAGAAGCCCAUGAAAGUGAUAGAGGAUGAAGAUCUUGUGGACCAGCAGCUCAUCAGUGAGUUGAGGAAAGAGUAUGGGAUGACCUACAAUGACUUCUUUAUGGUGUUGACGGAUACCGACAUGAAGGUCAAGCAAUACUAUGAAGUACCCAUAGCAAUGAAGUCCGUGUUUGAUUUGAUCGACACCUUCCAGUCACGAAUUAAAGAUAUGGAAAGACAAAAAAAAGAGGGCAUUGUCUGCAAAGAAGAUAAGAAGCAAUCCCUUGAGAGCUUCUUAUCCAGGUUCCGAUGGAGAAGGCGGCUGGUGGUGAUCUCUGCUCCCAGUGAUGAGGACUGGGCUUAUUCCCAGCAGCUUGCUGCCCUCAGUGGACAAGCCUGUAAUUUUGGUUUGCGCCACAUAACUAUCCUCAAGUUGCUAGGACUCGGAGAAGAUAUUGGUGGUGUCUUAGAGCUGUACCCAAUUAACGGAAGCUCUACAGUAGACCGAGAAGAUAUCCCAGCCAAUUUGGUGAAAGACAUCCGAAAUUAUUUCCAAAUCAGCCCAGAAUAUUUCUCCAUGUUGCUGGUUGGGAAAGAUGGAAAUGUCAAAUCCUGGUAUCCUUCUCCAAUGUGGUCUAUGGCAAUUGUAUAUGAUCUGAUUGAUUCUAUGCAGCUUCGACGUCAGGAAAUGACAAUUCAGCAAUCGCUCGGCAUGCAGUGCCCAGAUGAUGAGUAUGGUGGGUAUGGUUACCAUAACUAUCACCAGGGAUACCAGGAAGGUUACCAAGAUGACUACCGUCACCAUGGAAGUUACCACCAUGGAUACCCAUACUGAAAAGAACAACUUAGCCUCUGACUGCCCUGUGCCUGUUUUCUAAUAGCUAUCCAAGCAAUAGGUGGGCCGGAUGCAGAAAGUCUUCCCAUGCCACCUAAAUAUCCAUGCCUCCUUCUUCCACUGUUCAGUCAAGGGACAUUGGUCAUUUGCCUUCUCAAAAAAGCACAAGCCUUUACAGUGAAGCAAUUCAAACCAGUAGUAUUGAUGCUUUAAACAAUAAAGACUCCUUUAUAUUUUUAAUCCUUUAUAAACAAAGCGCAUCAGCAGUUGCUGUUUGUUUGUAUUAAAACCAAACAAAAAAUCCCCACGGCCCCAGUCCAUGGACAUAACUGUAGGGCAGGACAUGAACUGUACAACAGACAUUGCAAUGCUUUUUAAUUUUUUUUUCUAAGUAGAAAAAAGUAUAUUUAUUGGAAAGUGAGAAUUUUGCAUUAUGCUGAUGAGGACAAGCAAAGGACACUUCAGGACUCUCCCAAACAAAGGAAAUUUUAAGAAGCAUGGGGCAGGUAUUUUUAGUAACAAUUUAAAAAAUCCUUUUAAAGUGCCUUGUCUAAAAAGACAGCAUCCUUUUUAUAGUGCAUCAGCAUUGUAAUUAGCUGACUUUACCAAUGAAAAUAAAUUUUUAUGGCUGCGGCAGAUUUUGUUCCAAUGCAAUACAAUGGAAAGUUCUCCUAAACACAGAGCUUGCUGCGUGGCCAUUUAGUCUUUUAAUUGGGGCCCCUGCUCUCUUAGGUCCUGCCCACUUCAGAGUUAAAUCCAAGCUAAUGAGUGCUAAGUUGAAACACCAGCCAUAGCUAGUAUUGUCUGAAUUACAGAAAAAUGAAAAGCAUUAUUUUCACCAGGAUACAAAGAAAAAUCUCUCAUUCACAUAUUUUUUUAAAUGAGUUGUAACCAGCUCUCUAUAGUAAUGUUUUAAUUAAACUACUCCUCUAAGUUUCAAAUUUCCUUCUACCUCUUCUUCCCAUACCCUCCCCUAAGCAAAAAAGCACUAAAUUAUUUUAAAGGUGCUUGGGAAUAAUUUGAUCUGCUACUCAAGCAGCUCUAUUUCUGCCACACUAUCUGGAACAGUUUCUUUCUCCUUCCUCAUUGCUGUCUUUUGGACAUUGGAUCUGUUGCACCAUCAUACUCUUGUUGAAGUCAGUAGCAGAAACUGCAUGCACAGCCAUGAUUCAAUACAGUUUGGGUUAGAUUUCUAAACAUUAAAGACUGAAGGAAUAUUCUGAAGUGAAGGCUUCAUAAAAACUUUUGUAAUGGCACAAUGGUCACUUCCAAUGCAGAAGGCACACCUGCCCAGUCACAUUUCUUUUUAUAGUCUGUGACAUGGAUGCCUCAUCCCUCAUGGAUACAUGCAACAGGGUUUUUUUUUUUAGGUUCUUCUAUCACAGCAGUAGCAUAGGAAUAAGAAGCUACAGCUCAAAACAGCAUGCUCCACAGCGCGAUAUCUAGCAUUUUCUUGGUCCUUUUUUUCCUGACACAGACAAAAAACAAACCUGGGUAAAGCAACAGUUUCACUCAAAACCCGAUGCUUUACUUAAAAUUAGUCAGGCCCUGCUUCCCUUCUGAAUGCCUAGAGAGCAGACAUGGAUGUGAAGAGGUCACAAGGCCUGGCUAGUUCUUUCCUAGCACUACAAUCCUAGUCACCCUCUGGGACAGGCUGCCCUCAGUGCUAUGAAGUCCAGUCAGCACAGAACACAGCUUCAGACUUACCUCCCUCUGCUUUAUAACUGAAGCUGAGCAGGGAACAUGGGCAUUUGAAGAAACCAUUUUGAAAGGACUGCUGCCUGCAGAAUGCUUCCAAGCUCUCUCUUAUCUACAGUAUUUUAGCAGUAGCAGGGACAGGGAAAUUCAAAAAACAAAAGAGGAAUGACAAAAAAAAAAAAAAAAAAAAAAGAAUCACAGUACUGAAGUGUUUCUAGAAGAAAUAUGGAAGGUCCCAUAGCACAGUUUCAGAAAAGAAGUGCUUAUUGCAUCAGUGUAUUGGGGUUAGCUGCCCAAUUGUCUUGGCCUAAAGCAAACAGAGGAAAGUGUGCCAGAAGUCUAACAGCCACCUCCUAUAGACAAAAGAAACAGCUUUUGAGUGUUUUCUUUCAGGUGUUCAUUUCAACUUUUUCUGCAUUCUUGUUUUUCAUGUAAAGUCUUUAAAUGAAAGCCCUUCUAACUCACAUUACCAAUCAUGAGUUGGUGAAAUCCAAUGUCCUGUGCUGAGCAGGAAGAGGAGAAAAUUAACUUACCAAAAGAGAGGGCAAUACCUGAUCCAAAUUGUAUGUUUUUGCAGAAUUCAAAGUUAAGUUAUGCAUGUACCAAACCCAGUCCAGGCACUCUGUGCGAGUUGCAUUGAAGGAGAUAACUCCAAACAAGUUGUUCACUUAAAACAGAUGACACUGGGGGUUGGGAUGGGCUUUUAAUCAAAACUGUAUAUUUGAAUACUCAUUGAAUUUGAGGAAGUCUCAGUAUGAUUUUUA